ACGUGUAUUAUUCCAAUCGCAUUUAGAUAAACAUUUGUUUUGAAAGCCGUGACCAAAUUCCAUAAAUACUCGCUAAAUUAUUUCUUGCUUGGAGACAUAAUAAUGGUUUUUGUCACCGUAUCACAUUUCUGUAAAAAAUUUACGAAAAAAUAUCAAUUGAGAUUCGUGGAUUCGUUGCGAUUGAAUGUUAAAGGUGGCCACGGAGGAAAUGGAUAUCCAAAGUACGGUGGUAUUGGUGGUCAAGGUGGCUGUGUUCAAUUUGAGGCCAAUGAGAAAAAUUCGUUGAACGCUCUUGCCAAAAAAUACCGUGGUAUAGCGAUCAAAGCGGAAUCGGGUGAAGAUAGUUCAAAAUCUCGUAUUUUGGGACGUCGCGGUGAGGAUUUGAAAAUUAAAGUGCCAAUUGGUGUGACCAUUUUUGAUGAGAACCACACAAAAAUUGGUGAACUCAAUGAACCGGGCGACACAUGUUUGGCAGCCGGUGGUGGAAUCGGCGGUUGUUCUGGCAACAAUUUCUUAGGAACAAAAGGACAGAGCCACGUCGUUACGUUAGACCUUAAGUUAAUUGCCGAUGUUGGAAUGGUGGGAUUCCCAAAUGCCGGUAAAAGUACAUUGCUGAAAGCCAUAUCACGAGCGAACCCAAAAAUAGCUUCUUAUCCAUUUACAACACUUCGACCACAAAUUGGAACCAUUGGGUAUAGUGACUAUCGACAAAUCACAGUUGCUGAUUUACCGGGUUUGAUUGAAGGUGCUCAUGCAAACAUCGGAAUGGGUCACAAAUUUUUAAAACACAUUGAAAGAACAAAACUACUUCUUAUGGUCGUUGAUUUGUUCGGAUUUAAAUUGAGUGCAGUGCAUCGAUUACGAACAUGCAUUCAAAAUAUCUACGCAUUGAAUAAAGAGCUCGAAUUGUAUGACAACGAACUAUUGGAUCGGCCGUGUAUUUUACUAUUGAACAAAAUUGACGAAGACGGUGCACAGAGUGAAUAUGAUCAAAUCAAGGAGAAAAUUUUGGAUUUAAAAUCUCAUACAAAUGACUGUCCUGAAGAGUUGCUAUCGGAACGAUAUUUAGAGUUUGAUGACGUUCAUGUGAUUUCGGCAAAAAAUGAAAUUGGCAUCGACAAUGUAAAAACAUCGAUACGUGAAUUACUCGAUAAAUACGCGGAGAAAACCGAAAACCUUUCAACCGAUUCGAAUUCAAAUAUCAAAGAGAAUUGUGGGUGAACAUUUAUAUAAAUCGAUUUGUAUAAUUAUCUGUAGAUGUAUGAAGAAAUAUAAAUAUGAAUUUAAAUGA
Messenger RNA from Contarinia nasturtii (swede midge), 1291 nucleotides. Its product is annotated as GTP-binding protein 10 homolog. The transcript is spliced from 8 exons. The record is from RefSeq and is a predicted model, not a curated record. The coding region runs from base 103 to 1221 and encodes 372 amino acids. Gene Ontology annotation, cellular component: mitochondrion. Gene Ontology annotation, molecular function: GTP binding; GTPase activity; magnesium ion binding. Lineage: Eukaryota; Metazoa; Arthropoda; Insecta; Diptera; Cecidomyiidae.